Messenger RNA from Malurus melanocephalus (red-backed fairy wren), 2702 nucleotides. It is a transcript of the gene MAJIN, whose product is annotated as membrane anchored junction protein. Gene Ontology annotation, biological process: meiotic attachment of telomere to nuclear envelope; homologous chromosome pairing at meiosis. The transcript is spliced from 7 exons. Gene Ontology annotation, molecular function: DNA binding. The coding region runs from base 18 to 596 and encodes 192 amino acids. Lineage: Eukaryota; Metazoa; Chordata; Aves; Passeriformes; Maluridae. The record is from RefSeq and is a predicted model, not a curated record. Gene Ontology annotation, cellular component: nuclear inner membrane.
UUCAGGGACACAGGGAGAUGCCGUUGAAACCAUUCACCUAUCCAUUGCCUGAAACAAGAUUUCUUCAUGCUGGCAGGCAUGUGUACAAGUUUAAAAUCCGGUAUGGCAACUUCGUCAGCUCUCCCAAUCUCAGUCUCACUGAAAGUGCUGCCAAGGAGUCAGAGGAAGUGAUUCGAGUAAUCCUUGGAAAUCUUGAUGAUUUACAUCCAUUUUCUACAGACCACUUCACUGUCUUUCCAUAUUUGAGUAAAUGGGAGCGAAUAUCAAAGAUGAAAUUCAAACAUGAGAAUGUCCAUCUUGUGCCUUAUCCCUACAUUUGCACAUUGUAUCUAGAAUUGAACUCCUUUCAGCAAAACAUACCUUGUGGUAAAGAAGUAAACAAGAGCAGUGAUGAGCUUGUCAGGAGGAGAAAUGGAAUGUCAGAAAGUAUGGCAGUGGAACAAGCAGUGAAGAGGAGGAGAAUGGAAGUCAGAGCUGAGACUUCAUGCCCACAAUCAUGUAUGGACAGGACUGAAGCUGAGUCUGUUCACCAGAUGAGUAAAGCAAAGCAUGGAUUUGAAAAGGUAAGCUACRUAUUAUUCAAAAAGAGAAAAUGACACUUGUUUAGUCCUGGACCCUUACAAUGGCAAGUAUAAAAAUACCUGCAAGUAAUUUGUCCCCGUUUUUCCCUGCAUCACCCUCAUAAUUUUUGACAUUUCUGACUCCUUACCAGACUUAGCAAAAGGAUGAGUUAUUUUUUUUGAGACAACGUAAGCUUUUCUGACUAUCAAGCUAKGAGCUUGGGGGUAAGCUCAGCCUCUUGAGAGCUGAGCCUGAGGAAUGUCUUGCCUUUUCUCCAGGACUCCAGUCCUCUGUCAUUUCAGAUGCCCCUUUAUGCAGAACUCCAUGAAAAGCCAACAGUGGGUGCUGGCAUCUUGACACUGGCUUUUCUGUGACCAUGUGCCUCUCUGCACCAGUGUCCUUCUCUCUGCUGAUGGCCAUGCAGGCAUCACUGUGUUCCUGAAACAGUGCCAUGACGUUUCUCACUAUGGCAUGGCACCAGAAGACAGAUUCACAACAGGAUUUUUCCAGAGGGAUUGGUCGUUGCUCUCUAAAGCCACUGUUCUCCAAAGACCUUGUUAGGAGGAGAAGAUUUUUUCUCUUUUAGCCCACAGGCUCCAAGGCUGCUCUGAUAGAACUGCUCUUAAGCAUAYCCUAAUGCCUGUGUCCUCCUGUCUGCUGCACAUCCUCCUAAAUAURCUUCAUCCAUUUUCUGGAUAGCCAUCCUAAAUUUAGUUCAAAUCCCUGCCACACUGUCACCUUUCUGGCCUUUUUCCCUUCUCUAACUCUUUGGAAGAGUGUCUUUUCCAAGGAGGCAAACACAUUUCUCUUGGGUUUGCCCACAAAGGAAGCCCAAAACUUUCAUUCAGAACGGGGGUUUUUGAUAGGUUUGUUGGAUUUUCAGGAUAGGAGGAAGACUGCCUGCUAACUCCUUGGGAGCAUUCAGUAAAGAAUAGCUUCUCUAAAACAAGCAGGUUUCUUUGUUUCUAAAACAUGCAUCCCUUUUUUCCUUCCACCUCUGCUUACCUUUGCAGUAUCAGUGACGGGUCUCUACACAUGCCCUCUCUGGCUUCUUUCCUCAGGUACUCAGACACUCUGUUGGUGAGAYAAGGGUCAUCUUCUGAAAGAUGCUUUUUUUAUUCCCACUUUUCUAUAAUCAGUGUUUCCAGAAUUCCUCUGUUGCUGGCAUAGUUUUCAAGGCAUUAGUCCUUGAAAGCUGGAGCUCCAGGUUAGCACGUUGGACCCUGAGAAUAUGGCAGGUGACAGASAUCACUGUAAGUUCCUCUUGUGCUAACUAAUGUGGGAAGGCACAUCUUGAGCACUUUCCAGUUAAACUGGAGCCUGUGAUGCAAAAAUCAACUYAGCAAAUACCACCUUGGGCGAGAAGAACCUUCUCCAGAAUAGAUGUUCAURCCAUCAUGACUUGUCCUUGAAAUAGCACUAGUUAAGGCACUGUUACACUGAGAGGGUUGUCCGGACACAAAGUCUUCUGUUGAUGAACACCAGAUCAAGUGUCACGAGUACUGUGUGAAAUCAUGGGCAGAAGUCCUUUUCCUAACAUACAUUUUUAGAAUAUGGCAGCCAAGUACUUUUGUGUCAUGCUUUCCAUUUGGAUUUUGUUUGGGUUUGGAUUUUUUUUUUAUUCGGGAUGAAAAGAAAGAUUAGGUUUAGGAUAAAAACAUGUCAAUAUCUCCUGUACUUUGUUGGAGUUUAUCUGGUUGUUCUUCCAAGGCUCUUUGCUCAAUUUAUCAGCAGUAUAUGGGUUUGUUUUCAAAUCCACCAGGUAUUUUAUAAUGCUUCUUAAGAAGGGAAGGGUCUCAUUAAACAGGAAGGAAAUCUGUCUAUAUAGUACAUGUGGGAUUGACUUUGGGACACUGGCACUGUAUUUGGAAUGAGGAGCAUAGAAGUGCCACAGGCACAUGAUUGUUCAAUGGAUUGCAUUUYCAGCUGUCACCCAAAUGUCUCUCAGGCCUGUGAUGGUGGCAUGUGAUCAGGRUGAAUGUGGUCAAACCUGCCUGYCUUUCUACUUACACAGUGCACCAGUGAAAGUCAAAGAAAGAUGCUCAACCUGUCACUCCAGAGAAUUUUCCUAGCUUAGUUAAUGCUCUCAGAUCUCAGGCCAUCAAAGGUUUGGAAUUUUGUGUUAACAUGAGUUUUGAUGU